Molecule: messenger RNA, 1552 nt
Organism: Xyrauchen texanus (razorback sucker)
Lineage: Eukaryota; Metazoa; Chordata; Actinopteri; Cypriniformes; Catostomidae
Product: ubiquitin-conjugating enzyme E2 variant 3
Exons: 12
Coding region: 117-1532 (471 amino acids)
Biological process (GO): protein modification process; protein transport; carboxylic acid metabolic process
Molecular function (GO): oxidoreductase activity, acting on the CH-OH group of donors, NAD or NADP as acceptor
Source: RefSeq, a predicted model, not a curated record
GGCUUGCCGUCCCUGACAACAGACAUCAGCUGGAAUGUAUUUGCGGAAGUUUCAGUUUAUUACCCAGAUGAGAUUGAAGUGACUUACCGCUGACAGACCUCUAUUAAACGCAAAGUAUGGACUUGAGUGCGGAAUCUGUUAAGAGAAUCCUCUCUAAGUAUAAAUUUCGUGAUGUUGCGAUCGAAGAGCUGCAGAAAGUGUCUCGCGUUCAUCCUGAUAUGAAAAUAAAAACUGGACCAUACACAUUUAGUGACAGUUCACAGAAAGAUUUGCUCAAACUGGUUGGAAACAUCCCAGUCGCAUACCAAGGGCACUCCUAUAACCUGCCCAUCCUUCUAUGGCUCUUGGAUUCCUUUCCCUUCACGCCGCCCAUCUGUUUCCUGCGACCCACUUCCAGCAUGGUGAUACGGGAGGGUAAACAUGUCGACUCGAAGGGUAGAAUACACCUGCCGAGCCUCCAUAACUGGGAUCACCCCAAGUCAACAGUCAACAGUCUUCUAGCAGAGAUGAUUGCUAGAUUUGAAGAGGAACCUCCACUGGGCACCAAAUCAUCCGGAUAUGGCGAAAACCCCAGCGAUUUACUGGCCUAUGUGUCUAAUCUCAAAGUGAAUGAAGGUGGAAAUCGGCAUGAUCAAGCAGUUAAAGUUUCUGUGAUUGGAGGGGGAGAUUUGGGAAUAGCUGCUGUGUUGAGUAUUAUGGCAAAAAGCUGUGUGGACAAGCUGGUUUUGAUUGACAUCCCGGAGAGUUCAACCAAAGGUGGCACAAUGGAUCUGGAGAUUUUCAAUUUGCCAAAGGUCGAAGUUUCAAAAGACCUGUCGGCCACUGCGGGUUCUAUGGUGGUGGUCAUCACAGCAAACGCCUGGAGUGAUGAGCAGUCAUAUGCAAGUGUAGUUCAGACUAAUGUGGACAUGUACCGAGGGAUCAUCCCUCAUCUUGCCCAGCUGAGUCCAAAAGCUGUGCUGCUCAUCGCCUCUCAACCGGUGGACAUUAUGACACAUGUUGCCUGGAGACAGAGUCAUCUGCUGCCCAGUCAAGUGAUUGGUGUGGGCUGUAAUCUGGACUCCGAGAGACUGUCUCACAUCAUCAAUAUUUCACUGGUGGCCAAUAACACCGGCAAACAGGCAUGGGUCAUAGGAGAACUCUCAGAAAACAAGGUGGCAGUGUGGGGUAAUCUGGGACCAGGGACUGACCAGCUACAGGCAUUAAUGCCAGUGUCCAACUCUACCAAACCUUUGAUGGAAAGGGGAUUAGAGAUGCUGAAGGGUAAAGGUCAGAGGUCAUGGUCAGUUGGGUUGUCCAUUGCUGACAUCACUCACAGUAUCAUAACAGACCAAAAGAAAAUACACUCCGUCACAACACUGGCAGAGGGAUGGGGUGGAAUUGGGUCCAAGGUGUUCCUAAGCUUGCCGUGCAUGCUUGGAGAAAACGGCUCAACACGAUUACCAGGAGUGGCUUUAGGUUCAGAGGACAAUGCCAAGCUGAGGGAGAGUACGGCCUCUCAGAUCAAUCUCUUUAUGCAAAUCAGAUUGUAGCUCCUGAAUGAAUAUUACAC